Molecule: messenger RNA, 3008 nt
Organism: Phyllostomus discolor (pale spear-nosed bat)
Lineage: Eukaryota; Metazoa; Chordata; Mammalia; Chiroptera; Phyllostomidae
Product: olfactory receptor 56A1
Exons: 2
Coding region: 153-1097 (314 amino acids)
Biological process (GO): G protein-coupled receptor signaling pathway
Cellular component (GO): membrane
Molecular function (GO): olfactory receptor activity; G protein-coupled receptor activity
Source: RefSeq, a predicted model, not a curated record
AUUAUUCCUCAUGUCUCACCACUGUACCAAAAGGAAAAAAAAAUUAGAAGGAAGUGUCAUACCUGUUUUUCUAUAAUCAGAUAUCUCAAAAGGGUACACUGUAGUCACCCUUCUUUCAAGUUAAGAGAAGCCUUCUGAGCUCAAGUCAUUAAAUGACUUCAUCCAGCAACUGCUCCACUGCUCCAGUCUCAGAAUUCCUCCUCAUCUGCUUCCCUCACUACCAGAGUUGGCAACACUGGCUGUCCCUACCCCUCAGCCUCCUCUUCCUCUUGGCCAUGGGGGCCAACACCACCCUUCUGAUCACCAUCCGGUUGGAGGCAUCUCUGCAUGAGCCCAUGUACUACCUGCUCAGCCUCCUCUCCCUGCUGGACAUCGUGCUCUGCCUCACCGUCAUCCCCAAGGUCCUGGCCAUCUUCUGGUUUGACCUCAGGUCCAUCAGCUUCUCUGCCUGCUUCCUGCAGAUGUUCAUCAUGAACAGUUUCCUCCCCAUGGAGUCCUGCACAUUCAUGGUCAUGGCCUAUGACCGCUAUGUGGCCAUCUGCCACCCACUACGAUACUCAUCCAUCAUCACUAACCAAUUUGUGGCCAAAGCUAGUGUCUUCAUUGUCACAAGAAAUGCCCUUCUCACUGCACCCAUUCCUAUUCUGACUGCCCAACUCCGUUACUGUGGAAAAAAUGUCAUUGAGAACUGCAUCUGUGCCAAUCUGUCUGUGUCUAGGCUCUCCUGUGACAAUUUCACCCUGAACAGAAUCUACCAAUUUGUGGCUGGUUGGACCUUACUGGGCUCAGAUUUCAUUCUUAUCUUCCUCUCUUACACCUUCAUCCUAAGAACUGUGCUUAGAUUCAAGGCCGAGGGGGCUGCAGUCAAAGCCCUGAGCACAUGUGGCUCCCACUUCAUCCUCAUCCUAUUCUUCAGCACCAUCCUGCUGGUUGUGGUGUUGACAAAUGUGGCCAGGAAGAGGGUCCCCAUGGACAUCCUGAUCCUGCUCAAUGUCCUUCAUCACCUCAUACCCCCUGCCUUGAACCCUAUUGUAUAUGGAGUUAGGACCAAAGAGAUAAAACAGGGAAUUCAGAAAUUGCUCCAUAGAGCAAUGUGAAUAUGUAGAAAAAGUUUCAAAUUUCUUCCCCCCUCCUUCUCAGUAAUUUUUACCUAGUCAGCAAGGUAGAGAAAUGCCUGUGAGUGAGUAUUUAUUAAACAUAGGGAGGCUCACUUCAUCACUGACCCAGAUAAAUUCCUUUAUUCUCUUUGCCUGGUUCAGGUGAAGGCAGGCAAGAGGGAGAAACUCGUAUUUAUUGAGUAACUGCUUUGAGUCUUGGCAAUUAUAUUUAAGUAAUUUAAUCUUUACAACAUCCCUGAAGGAACCAUUACUUAUAGUUAACAUAGUGAGAAAAUGCUUUCAAGAGAGGUAACCAACAAAGAUCACAUAUCUGGAAAGCAACAGAGAUCAAAGGCCAGGCUAUGGAGUCCAGGCACUUUCUACAGAAAUGCUUCUUCAAGUACAGUUGAAGCUGGAGACCAGGCUUCCACCCUACUCUCCUUUGACCUGUGACUGUCCUUCUGGCUGUCCACAUGUAUUUCCCACCUAUACCUACCUCUUUGAGAGCCAGGGUAUUCUUAGAUAAGACAGAGUCUUACCCAACAAAGCAUCUGCAGGAUCUCAAGAGAAGGGUGUUUAUAAUAAUAUAAAGCAAUACCAGCUUUCUAUUCUAUCCUACAUAACCUUGUCACUUUCAGGGAGUCUUGAAAAUGAGGGUACAGGUGUAGAGAGAGGAUACCAAUGGGGUGGAGAAUGGAGAAACUGACCAGAACAGUGGGUUGGCCAUUUCCUCUUUAUGUUUGAGCUGCAAAUGCAGUGAACUGAAAGUGAAGUCUCAUUUGAUCUGCUUACUCUUCCCCACCUUCUAGCUGAAGGUGAAAAGGCAUGGCAAAGUGUCGGGUUUCUGGGUAACAGUGGGCAAGCCAGGAGAAAAUAUAAUGCAUCAUUAUUUUUAGAAAAUAGAAUGUAAUCAAUUGGUUAAAAGGGUAUUGGAGACUUGAAAUGACAAAAGGGGAUGAGGUAACAGGGACAGUAACUGUAGGAAGAACCUUACACUGGGAAGACAUUGGGUCUCUAGAACACAGAACCCAUUGAACUAACUGGGUGGCACUACUCUGAGGAUGAGUUCUGACUCUAAUUGGUACUCAUAUCACAGGAGCUCAGAGGAGGUGCUCUUAGAGUUAAGACAUCUGAGGAGAAGACUCUAUCCUACUUCUAUUGGUACAUCUGAGUGAGUUCAGUGAGGCUGAUUCCAUCCUGGGAGUUCUAAAACUCAAACCCAAACCCAAACCACACCCCAAACCUAUUCAGCUAACCAUGCAACCAACCAACCAGCAAAUCCCAGAGACCAGAAUCUACCCCACAGCCAGCACGAUGAGUCAUUGCCAAGGGAUACUGACAAGACAGGGACAGACAAGAAAGAACAAGUACCCCCUCAUGUGUUUCAACCUUCCAGUCUUUCUGUUGCUCUCUGUGGGUGCAGACUAAGAGGGAGUCAGCUGACAAAGAGUCCCUGAGUUGAGCCUGAGCAUCUCAAAGCAGAAUUUGAAUGGGAGGGUAUGGGGCUGGGAGACAGGAGUUAAUGACAGCACAGUUCCUCUUGGUUGAGUCUGAAAGCCUGUGACCACAUGAGGGACAGCUGUUAACAGCAUGCUGCAGUGCACACUGCCUCCCAGGGAACUGGAGACAGAGUCAAGUCCUCCAGUGCAAAUAGGUGAAGAGAUAUGACAUAAUGUCACAGGAGCAGCUUUCGUAACUAUGAAAGAAUUUAGCAUUAAGCUGGAAGCAGGAAUAGAGGUUGACUACCCCACACUAGCAAUUAGAGUAAUGGCAACUCACUGCUGGUGUGGCUCUAGGUUCUCCAAAGCCACACUCAAUAACAGCAGGAAAGAAAAUGACAAGCAUUUGCCUAUAAGAAGGAUCUCUUAAUACUCUUACAUGCUUGGGCUUUGCUCUCAUUUUCUCAAGCCA